AUGUCCGGAGAAGGAUUCAACAGCGCCCCCGAUAACGUAGGGUUCUCGGAGAACCAGAAUGUCCCUCUCCUCCACAAAUCUUUUUCCAAUUUCUCGCAUCACACGUCGACGGUUACUUUUGUCAUCACUGCUAGCUCACUCUCUCUCGAGAAAUUGCAGAAGUUACCGAAAAAAAAAAAAGAAAAAAACCCAAAUCUCAGAGAUUGCUGUACUCGCAUGUUCAUCGCAGGUUUCGAGAUUUCGGACGAAACCCAUUUCGAGAUUGGGAAAUCCUUUGACAUUUUGGCGUUUUAUUGGAGUGUGCGAAGUGACCGAAAUUUGGGUUCCCAUGUCUGGGUCGAGGACCCAGACAUUGCCUGGGUUGAUGGGCAAGUGACAAAGAUAAAUGGGAAGGAAGUUGAAGUUCAAGCAUCUAACGGGAAAAAGAUUAUUGCUAAAUUAGCUAACAUAUAUCCCAAAGAUGAGGAUGCGCCUGCUGGUGGAGUGGAUGACAUGACAAAAUUAUCAUAUCUGCAUGAGCCUGGAGUCCUUCAGAACUUGGCAACAAGAUACCAACUGAAUGAAAUAUAUACAUAUACUGGUGGCAUUCUUAUUGCCAUUAAUCCAUUUCAAAGGCUUCCUCACUUGUAUGAUAGUGGCAUGAUGGAGCAAUACAAGGGAGCCCCGUUUGGGGAACUUAGUCCUCACGUGUUUGCUAUUGCCGAUAUGGCUUUCAGGGCAAUGGUUCAUGAGGGAAAAAGUAACUCAAUAUUGGUGAGUGGAGAAAGUGGUGCCGGUAAAACAGAAACCACUAAGAUGCUUAUGAGAUACCUUGCUUAUCUUGGUGGCCGUAAAGGAACCGAAGGUCGGACGGUAGAACAACAAGUUCUUGAGUCAAAUCCAGUUCUUGAAGCAUUUGGAAAUGCAAAAACUGUCCGAAACAACAAUUCAAGUCGUUUUGGCAAAUUCGUGGAAAUUCAGUUUGACAAGCAUGGAAGAAUAUCUGGAGCAGCCAUCAGAACAUAUCUUCUAGAGAGAUCUCGUGUCUGCCAAAUUUCAGACCCUGAACGCAAUUAUCACUGUUUCUACCUCCUUUGUGCAGCACCACAGGAGGAAAUCGAGAAGUAUAAGCUGGGAAAUCCAAAAACAUUCCACUAUCUGAAUCAAUCCAACUGUUUUGAACUCGUUGGUAUUAGUGAUGCCCAUGAUUAUUUGGCUACAAGGCGUGCCAUGGAUAUUGUUGGGAUAAGUCAAAAGGAGCAGGACGCAAUUUUCAGAGUAGUGGCAGCUAUUCUCCAUCUCGGUAAUAUUGAAUUUGCUAAAGGGAAGGAAAUUGAUUCAUCUGUUCUGAAGAGUGAUCAGGCGAAAUUCCAUCUUCAGACAGCAGCCGAACUUCUCAUGUGUGAUCUUAAAGCACUUGAAGAUGCAUUAUUGAAACGUGUGAUGGUCACUCCAGAAGAAGUUAUUAAGAGAAGUCUCGAUCCUGAUGGUGCACUAGUUAGUAGAGAUGGUUUGGCUAAAACAAUUUAUUCUCGUUUGUUUGACUGGUUGGUGGACAAGAUAAACAACUCGAUUGGCCAAGACCCAACUUCAAAGUCUCUAAUUGGAGUUCUUGAUAUAUAUGGUUUCGAGAGUUUUAAAAAUAACAGUUUUGAGCAGUUUUGUAUUAAUUUCACGAAUGAAAAGCUGCAGCAACACUUUAAUCAGCAUGUGUUCAAGAUGGAGCAGGAGGAAUACACGAGAGAAGAGAUCGAUUGGAGCUACAUAGAAUUUGUUGAUAACCAAGAUGUCCUAGAUCUUAUUGAAAAGAAACCUGGAGGUAUCAUUGCCCUUCUUGAUGAGGCCUGUAUGUUCCCAAAAUCGACACACGAGACAUUUUCGAACAAGCUUUACCAGACCUUCAAAGUUCACAAGCGUUUUAUCAAGCCAAAAUUGUCCCGUACGGAUUUUACGAUUGCUCAUUAUGCUGGAGAGGUCCAAUACCAAUCAGACCAAUUCUUGGACAAAAACAAAGAUUAUGUUGUUCCCGAACAUCAAGACUUGUUAAGUGCUUCCAAAUGCUCGUUUGUAGCAGGACUAUUUCCUCCACCACCUGAAGAGACAACAAAAUCCUCUAAUAAAUCUUCUAAGUUUUCAUCAAUAGGGUCUCGCUUUAAGGUGCAACUGCAACAGUUGAUGGAAACCCUGAAUUCUACAGAGCCUCACUACAUCAGAUGUGUGAAGCCUAAUAAUCAGCUCAAACCUGCUAUUUUUGAGAAUGUCAACGUCAUGCAGCAACUUCGUUGUGGUGGUGUUUUGGAGGCAAUUAGAAUCAGUUGUGCCGGUUAUCCAACUCGCAAGACUUUUUACGAAUUCCUCCAUCGAUUUGGUCUUCUGGCACCUGAGGUCUUGGAAGGAAACAAUGACGAAAAAGUUGCGUGCAAAAAGAUUUUGGACAAGAUGCGCCUUGCAGGAGCUCAGAUCGGAAAAUCGAAGGUUUUCCUGAGAGCUGGCCAGAUGGCAGAUUUGGAUGCUCGUCGGGCACUAAUACUUAGUAACGCGGCAAAGACCAUACAAAGAAAGACCAGAACACAUAUUGCUCGAAAACACUUCCUUGCCUUGCAGAAGGCUGCAGUUUGCAUGCAAUCCACUUGUCGAGGAAGGCUUGCUUGCAAACGAUAUGAUAAUCUUAGACGGGAAGCAGCUUCCAUUAAAAUUGAGACAAAGUGGAGAGGACACUUGACGAGGAAGAACUACACGAAGCUCAAGGACUCGGUUGUUGUUCUGCAAACGGGCUUGCGGGCCAUGGCUGCCCAUAUGGAUUUCAGAUAUAAGAAACGAAGUAAAGCAGCUACUUUAAUGCAGGCCCGGUGGCGUGGUCAUAGGGAUCGGUCGUACUACAAGAGACUCAUAAAGGCAUCGAUUGUGACACAAUGCAGAUGGAGGGGAAGAGUUGCUAGGAGAGAGCUUCGGAAAUUAAAAAUGGCCUCAAGAGAAACUGGUGCACUUAAAGAAGCAAAGGAUAAGCUAGAGAAGCAAGUGGAAGACCUUUCACUACGCUUGCAGCUAGAAAAACGCCGCAGGAAUGAAUUGGAAGAGGCAAAGGAGGGAAAAGUGCAGGAAAUAGCAAAAUUACAGCAGGCCUUAGAAGGCAUGCAAAGCAAAUUGGACGAAAGUAAUGCUCUGCUUGUUAAAGAACGUGAGGUUGCUCAGAAGGCAAUUGAAGAAGCUGCCAUUGUUAAAGAAACCCCAGUUCCUGUUGAGGAUACUGCCAAGAUCGAGGCUCUUACAGCCGAAAUGGAAAAACUGAAUGAUGUGUUGCAAUCAGAAAGACAACGAGCUGAAGAGGCUGAGAGGAAAUAUGCGGAGGCCAUGGAAUCAAAUGAGGGUAAGGGCCAGAAGUUGGACGAAACUGAAAAAAGAGUUCAUCAGCUUCAGGAAUCUUUAAGCAGGCUUGAAGAAAAGCUGACUAACGUUGAAUCAGAAAAUAAAGUUCUUCGGCAGCAGGCUCUGGCCAUGGCCCAGAAUAAUAAAUUGCUAUCCAGGAAUUCCAGAUCAAUAAUGCAGAGGGUCGAAAGCACAAAAACAACCGUCGAUUUUCAUAGUCCUUCAAUGAACAUGAGAGACCAAUCAGAAGUUGAUGAUAGGCCUCAAAAAUCUCUCAACGAGAAGCAACAAGAGUAUCAAGAUUUGCUCAUCCGUUGUGUUGCCCAGCAUCUCGGCUUCUCAAAAGGUCGACCAGUUGCCGCUUGCAUUAUUUACAAAUGUCUGAGGCAGUGGCACUCGUUUGAAGUCGAGCGGACGAGCAUUUUCGACCGGAUAAUACAAACCAUCGGCAACGCUAUAGAGACUCAGGACAAUAAUGAUAUCUUGGCAUAUUGGUUAUCAAAUGCCUCGACUCUACUGCUUUUGUUGCAACUCACGCUGAAAGCUGGGGCAGCUGCCGGGACUGCCCCACAACACCGCCGUUCGCCAUCGGCCACUUUGUUCGGGAGAAUGACACAGAGUUUUCGUGGGAGCCCUCAUGGCGUAAAUCUUUCAUUACUGAAUGAUGAUUCAGCUGGUACUUUACGGCAAGUAGAGGCAAAAUACCCUGCAUUACUGUUUAAACAGCAACUGACAGCUUAUGUGGAGAAAAUUUACGGAAUGAUUCGCGAUAAUCUAAAGAAAGAGAUUUCUCCACUUCUUGGGCUAUGCAUUCAGGCUCCAAGAAUAUCCCGAGCAAACUUAGUUAAAGGAUCAACAGCUCGUGCUUUAGCAAAUGCAGCCGCACAGGAAAUUUUGAUAGCUCAUUGGCAAGGAAUAGUGAAAAGCCUCGGGAAUUUUCUGAACACACUGAAAACGAAUCACUAUGCAGGUACAUCCUGGGAUGAGCUCAAGCAUAUAAGACAGGCUAUCGGAUUCCUGGUCAUACAUCAGAAGCCAAAGAAGACAUUAGAUGAAAUAAGUCAUGAUCUAUGCCCUGUCCUCAGUAUCCAGCAGUUGUACAGAAUCAGCACUAUGUACUGGGACGACAAAUAUGGCACGCAUAGUUUAUCACCAGAUGUAAUAUCCAACAUGAGAGUGUUGAUGACAGAAGACUCGAAUAACGCUGUUAGUAGUUCUUUCCUGCUGGACGAUGACUCAAGCAUACCGUUUUCAGUUGACGAUCUUUCCAAAUCAAUGGACCGAUUUGAUAUUUCGGAUAUUGAACCACCGCCGCUUAUUCGCGAGAAUUCGGGCUUCAGCUUCUUACUGCCACAAGCCAAUUGAUCAUAGUUAAGCAUACAUUUUUCGUCUAUAGUUUUGUUAAAUAGGCUUUCUCUACCAUUUAUAAGGGGAUUGGAUUACAAACAAAACCCAGCUAAUUUUGGAAAAUUACGAAAACACUCCAGAGGUUUCGUUCUUUGUUGAAUUUAAGGGCUUAUUGUUGUAUAUUUACGAAAUACAGAGGAGUUAUUGAAAUGCUAUUUUGCUUUAAGACGGUGGUCAUGUGAGACAACGUAUAAACCCGAGCAGGGCUACUUUCGAAUAAUGAAGCUAGAUUAGGUCUCAUUUGGUAAUUAGGUGAAAGUUCAGGGGUACCUUUUGUGAUUAACCCUUUUCUUUAUGUUCUGUCCA
This is a messenger RNA of Striga asiatica, 5058 nucleotides long. NCBI's taxonomy places the organism in Eukaryota, Viridiplantae, Streptophyta, Magnoliopsida, Lamiales, Orobanchaceae. The record is from the annotation of a GenBank genome assembly.